AUGAUUUCCAUGAAAACAUUAAUAGUGAUCUUCUUUAUCUUUCUCUCUCUUGUAACAUUUUCCUCGGGAGAUUUGAUAGACGAUGUUUGUCGAACUUCUGCUAACUUCAAAGUAUGCGUCAGCGCUCUCAGAGCAGAUCCUAAGAGCUCUUCUGCUGAUAAAAGAGGUUUGGUACGUAUUCUAAUUCAACAGUGUUUAACAAAGGGUAAAAGUAUUUACAAUGAAAUCGUAAGUCUACUAAAGCAAACAAAAGAACCUGUUCUCAAGGAAGCACUUAAAAGUUGUAAGGAAAAUUAUGAUGGGGCAAUAGAUGGCGCUACAUCAUCAAUUAAACAUUUCGAUGCAAAUGACGGUUAUAUGACAAAGAUAUCUGCUUCUGCUGUUUAUAGUUUACCGGCCACUUGUGAAGACUCAUUUACUGAACUACAUAGGAAAUCCCCGAUAAAAUCAAAAAGCGGCGAUAUGCUUAAACUUGUUGGUUUAACAUUGAGUUUGUUAGACCAAUCCAAAAAUUAG
Molecule: messenger RNA, 516 nt
Organism: Lycium barbarum (goji berry)
Lineage: Eukaryota; Viridiplantae; Streptophyta; Magnoliopsida; Solanales; Solanaceae
Product: pectinesterase inhibitor-like
Exons: 1
Coding region: 1-516 (171 amino acids)
Molecular function (GO): enzyme inhibitor activity
Source: RefSeq, a predicted model, not a curated record